Haliotis rubra (blacklip abalone) is the source of this 1787-nucleotide messenger RNA. RefSeq names its product sialin-like. Lineage: Eukaryota; Metazoa; Mollusca; Gastropoda; Lepetellida; Haliotidae. The transcript has 11 exons. The coding region runs from base 1 to 1512 and encodes 503 amino acids. Gene Ontology annotation, biological process: transmembrane transport; monoatomic anion transport. The record is from RefSeq and is a predicted model, not a curated record. Gene Ontology annotation, molecular function: transmembrane transporter activity.
AUGGUUAGCCCCUUCGCCAGACGAUGGAUCCUGGCCUACGUGUCCUUCUUUGGUUUCGUGUUUCUGUACGCCACCCGUGUCAACAUCAGCGUGGCCAUCAUCUGCAUGGUGCGGUCGGCGACGUCCAACUCCACAUCAGAAGACAACAGCACUGCACUCAAUGUAACGUCGAGUUCCGGAAAUAUAGUGGAUGAAGCAUGUGGGAUAUUGGAACAGGCUGUCUCCACCACACAGAGAGGAGAGUUUGACUGGGACAAGCCCACCAGGUCUCGUAUUCUCGCUAUGUAUUUCUAUGGCUACAUUUUCACACAAAUACCCGGAGGGUGGCUGGCAGGACGAUACGGGGCUCGCCGGGUGUGGGGACUUGGGAUGUUCGUGAACGGACUUGGGACCAUUCUCACUCCUGUCAGUGCUCGUCUGAAUCUGUAUGUUUUGUAUGCACUGAGAUUCAUCAUAGGAUUUGCAGCGGGCGUGUCAUUUCCUGCUACACAUUCACUAUGGGGGAGAUGGGCGCCUCCCCUCGAGAGAAGCAAACUCAUGUCGGUUUGCUAUGCAGGACCACACGUGGGCACUAUCGUCGCAUUCGCACUGUCUGGGUACCUCUGUGCCAACGGGUUUGACAACGGCUGGGGAUCCAUAUUCUACGUCUUUGGUGCUGGAAACUUGGUGUGGUUUGGUCUGUGGAUGUUGCUGUCUGCUGACAAUCCCCGCAAACAUAAAUUUAUAUCUGAGAAGGAGAUUGCUUAUAUCGAGAAGAAGAUAGGCUAUAAGACGAACGUUAAGACUCGAUCGACCCCAUGGUUGGCUAUGGCCAAGUCCGGACCUCUGUGGGCCAUCAUCCUGGCUCAUAUGUGCAACAACUGGACCAAUUAUACUCUCAUCACUGUCCUCCCUACUUUCAUGAAGGAAGUUCUCAAGUUCGACAUCCGCCAGAACGGAGUGAUAUCCUCCCUACCCUAUGUCUGUCAUUCUGUGGUGGCAGUCCUGGCUGGUCAGUUGGCUGACUACGUGAGAGCCAGAACCCAACUCGGCACCACAAAGGUCAGGAAGAUCUGGCAAAGCACAGCGUUUCUAUCGGUUGCCGUUUUCCUGGUGGCAACAGGCUUUGUGAAGUGUGAAAACAGGAUGGUCGCAGUCGUCUUCCUGUGUGUUGCUGUUGGAUGCAUGGGAAUAAGCAAAGGAGCAUAUCUUGUGAACCAUGUCGACAUAGCUCCCAAGUAUUCUGGUGUACUAUUUGGAAUAACCAACACAGUGGCUACUGUACCGGGGAUGAUAGCCCCUCUAGUAGCUGGGGCCCUCACUCCUAACAAAACUGCCGAGGAAUGGCGUCUCGUGCUGUAUAUAUGUGCGGGAUUUCUGGUGGCAGGUGCGCUCAUCUUUGCCAUCUUUGCAAGUGGGGAGCUCCAGUCAUGGAACGACCAUGAUGCCAUAGAGCUUGAAGUCAUCAAGGACAAGAACACACAUAAAUAUGUCGUCAUUGAAAAUAUCAAGGAACCAGGAGAAGAACACUAGAUACGCCGUCAAAUACGUUACCAGUGCUUCUUUGACAAUGGUUCUUAUGCCACUGACCCUCCGUGACACCAAAAUUUGGUGACAGAUGCCUUUAUCAAACGCAUGGCUGGGUGACCAACGCGGAUUAUGUAACCAAAACAAGCAAAGUAUCCACGUGAUCGAGGUUACUAAAGAUUUUAUUAUUCUGAAGAUGUAUCAUAAAGAUUCUAUUAGGAAUAUAUUUCUUAAUCGAAUAUAUUUAAAAAAUAAAGGACAAAGGCAAUGCCAAACGACUA